UUUCUUUCCCUCUCUCCCACCUUUAUCUUCAUCACCUUUCCCUCCCCACCCCCCUCCUUCAUUGUCUUGGGAAGUGUUACUGUUAAGUCGGCGUCACAUUGGAUCAACAUCUGAGAUUGCGUUACAGGGUUCAAAGGAUUUUUCUCCCCAUUUGGAUCUCUUUGUCAUCAAGCUAUAUAUAGCGUCACUCUAAUGGCUACAGGAGGGGCGGCUUUCCAAUUUCUCUUCUUGAAUCUUCUCAUUUCCUGCUUGUAUGGGGCAUCUUCUGCAAGUAUGAACUUCCAUGAACACACAGAUCUUGAAAAGGGAAAGCAGCAUCUGCAGGCACUCCAUUUCUCCAGAAAAGAUGUGCAAAACCAUGUUCCAUCUUGGGUAAAUCCAAUCAAUCAUGAUCAACUAAUGGAAGAUCUAUCACCACCCACAACUCCAGUUACUAACCCUGUCACAACGCCAGUUACCAACCCAGUCACAACCCCAGCCAAUCUCCCGCCGGCGGUCAAUUUCCCUCCGGCAGGCAUCGUCACCGUCCCGGCCACAACCCCAACCCCGUCGGCUCAGACGCCACCCACCCCGGUUUCUACCCCUCUCCCAGUCCCCUCCACAAACCCAAAUCCAGUGAACACACCACUCCCUGCCGUCACUAAUCCUGUUACAACACCCGCCGGAGCCGGAGGCCUCCCUGUCACGCCGCCGGCUGCGGCGACCAAUCCGCCGGCUGUUGCCGGCGGAGGUCAGAGUGGGAGCUGGUGCGUGGCGAGGAGUGGAGUGCCGGAGAUUACUCUGCAAUCUGCGCUGGAUUAUGCUUGCGGGAUUGGAGGUGCGGAUUGUUCUACCAUUCAGCAGAGUGGGAGCUGCUACAACCCAAAUUCUCUGCAGAAUCAUGCUUCUUUCGCAUUUAAUAGCUAUUAUCAGAAGAAUCCCGUGCCCACUAGCUGUGACUUUGGGGGAGCUGCCAUGGUUACUAGUACAAAUCCAAGCUCGGGUUCUUGUGUUUACCCAACAUCAGGAUCAUCUUCAUCUUCGUCUCCGUCUUCAUCUUCAUCUUCUUCAUCACCGCCGACACAAAAUCCAACUCCAUCAGCUCCGAUCACUACGCCCACUACACCUCCAACCACAGCUUCAUCAUCUGGAACAGGAUUAUUGCCCGACUCGGGCACACCUCCACCAUUGUUGAAUGCAAGCUAUCCUGUGCCUGGAGGGGAAAUGCCUGGCAUGGGAGAUGGCAUUCCUCUUGGAAACACCUCCACAAUAUCCAUGUCGCCCAUUAAUCUGCAACCCUUUGUUGGCUGCAUUUUUCUGGUGGCAUCCAUCUGUACUGGGACACUUGCUCUGAGAAUCUGAUGGAUGGAGUCCCAAAUUUGCAAACUGGAUCUUGGCUUUCAAGUUUCAAGCUAGCUAUAUGUACAGUUCCGUUGGAGGAAAACAGCGAGGUUUAGAGAUCAGAGCUAUACCUGUAUACCAUCCCAUCCCAGUUCUGUUCACAAGUUAGUACACCUUGAUUCAAAGCCCUUAGAUAAUAUGCAGAUCUUUCAUGUUUUAGUGGUUAUGAAUAUUAAUUCAGAUUAUUAUGAAAUAGGUUAUCAGUAGAUUCAUGGUUUAAAUGAAAGAGUUAUGUAAAUCAAAUUCUUGUUUCAUU
Messenger RNA from Ipomoea nil (Japanese morning glory), 1636 nucleotides. Its product is annotated as mucin-2-like. The coding region runs from base 193 to 1341 and encodes 382 amino acids. The record is from RefSeq and is a predicted model, not a curated record. Lineage: Eukaryota; Viridiplantae; Streptophyta; Magnoliopsida; Solanales; Convolvulaceae. The transcript is spliced from 5 exons.